AUGAAUCUGUCUGUAGGAAGUCGCGUCCGCAAAGAGCUCGACGAGUGUCAACGGGACUCGCACUUGUCAGGCGUCGCGGCUAUCCCUGUUCACGCCACGUCCCUCUUUGAGCUACGAGGCUCGAUCCAAGGCCCAGAAGGCACGCCCUACGAAGGCGGUCAGUUUGACCUCGAGAUCUGCAUUCCUCCCAAGUACCCGUUCGAGCCGCCGCAGAUGCGCUUCCUGACCAAAAUCUGGCACCCAAACAUAUCGUCCCAGACGGGCGCUAUCUGUCUUGAUAUUCUCAAGGACGCGUGGUCACCCGCACUGACGAUCAAGACGGCACUGUUAUCGAUCCAAGCGCUCCUUUCAGCAGCUGAACCUACGGACCCGCAAGACGCUGAGGUGGCCAAGAUGUAUCUCCAUGACCAAAAGCAGUUCCUCAACACUGCGCGCUUCUGGACCGAGAGCUACGCCAAGCAGAAAGACACGGGCGACCAUGCAGCGCUGUCCCGACUCAUUGAUAUGGGCUUCCCAUCGGACAAAGCAAAGGCUGCACUGCUCGCAGCAAAUGGCGACGAGAAUGCUGCGAUCGAAAACUUGGUCAGUAGCAUGUAG
Molecule: messenger RNA, 597 nt
Organism: Hyaloperonospora brassicae
Lineage: Eukaryota; Oomycota; Peronosporomycetes; Peronosporales; Peronosporaceae
Source: the annotation of a GenBank genome assembly